Molecule: messenger RNA, 6949 nt
Organism: Silurus meridionalis
Lineage: Eukaryota; Metazoa; Chordata; Actinopteri; Siluriformes; Siluridae
Gene: adcy3a
Product: adenylate cyclase 3a
Biological process (GO): intracellular signal transduction; adenylate cyclase-activating G protein-coupled receptor signaling pathway; cAMP biosynthetic process
Cellular component (GO): plasma membrane
Molecular function (GO): adenylate cyclase activity
Source: RefSeq, a predicted model, not a curated record
GAGAGAGAGAGAGAGAGAGAGAGACUAUUUUCGUCUGUUUCUUCGCUGUAAGAGAGACGCAACCCGCAGUCGCCGGUGACUUUUAUUGGUGAAAACACGGGCACUUCCGAAUAACGAGCUCCAGCGCCUGGAUUUAUAAAGAUCACCAGUCUCCUGCCUCUUGUACCACUUCAUGUGGAUGUGCUGUAUUUCUCCUCCACGACGUCUAAGAUUGAUCUUUUUUUUUUUUAAUCAGAUGACCGGCGAUUGCACGUCGAGUCGAAUGGAGUUACAAGGAACUGGAUGGAUGCAGACUUGCGUGAUAUCGGCAUGUUGAGGAUCCUGUGCAGAUCACGGCGGAUCUAUGUGCUAUAGUCUAUUCCUAUAAAUCAGCAGCAGAAGAAAAAAAACUGAGAAGCACUACAAAGAUGAGGGUUAUUUUGGCUUGUGCUGCUUCUGGGACAGAUCACACGCCAGUGUAACACUUCGGGGUCCGGAUCAACGCGACCCCUGUGUGCUGUUUGAAAUGUCCAGAUGUGCGCUCGGUACUGCGUCCGACUGCAGAAAGUGUGUGUUUUUAUAUUUAGCUUAGGAAAUCUGCAUUUCCACAUUUCCACACGGGAUGCACAAACGCACACACACACACACACACACACACACGUCUCUCCCUCCGUCCUGAGAGCGCAACAUGUAUUUCCUGUAAGUGUUCCUUCCUUUUUUUGGGGGGGGUUUCCCACGGAACACUGUAGGCUCUUCGGCGUGAUGUGAUGGACGGACAGCGUACACAAGACGAACACACGACGAAUUUUUAUGCAGCCAUGUGAAAAGAGGACGAAAUACGACAUGGAAACACGAAGGCCAUUUUGAUAGCAAGCAGAGGUUUUCGUGCAAGUAUUGCAUUUUCGUUUGCUUUUUUUCAGCCAUCCAUCCAUUUCUACUGCUUGCUGUUUGAUGCUUUCAUAAAAAAAAAAAAAAAUAAAACAGCCAAAGGUUAUUUUACUUCUCCAGAAGCAAGCAAUACAUCUGAAAGAAAAUAAUCAUCUCAUCGCUUCCUUCCUGAAUCCUGCGUUCAUUGUCUCGGCGAGGCUUCACCAUGGAAACCUGGCGUAAGCGACCAUGAUGGCAAACCGUGCAGGAAACACACACACAGCGGAGAAUAUGUAAACAACCACAUUUACAGAGGCAUAUAUCUCUCCUAAAUUAUUUCUUUUUUUUUUCUGCCUAUGUGGACUGCAGCUGAUCAUUCUGGGGCCUGUUUCCCCCAUCUUCCUGACAACACAUUUAUGGAUCCCAAAAAGUGUGUGUGUGUGUGUUUUUGACAUAUAGUAGGCUACCAUUUGUGCCAAAGUGUUCAACCUAAAGAAAGGUCCAGUUUGAUGACCAGAAUCUGUGUGAACUAAAUUAAACCUACAUGCAAGAUCCAGUUUGAGUACAACAAGUGACAAAUCAGGAGACGAACCACACGGAAUCCAGUCAUCAGAUAAAACUCUCAGGUCGAAAGCUUGUUUGACAUGGGAGUUAAGAGGGUCCCAGACAGGCCAGCACAAUGUACUUGUGAUGUACGCUUGUUUAAGGAGUAAAAGGGACAAAAAGGAUCUAUUUUUCAUUCUUCAGUUCACCUAUCGGGUCUUCGAAAUGCCUCGGAACCGGGCCUUCUCUGAGCCGGAGUACUCUGCUGAGUAUUCAGCAGACUGCUCGGUCACGCUGCCCUCCGAUCCAGGCCAAGCAGUGGGAAGAACCCAUGAGGUCACCGUGCGUAACUCAGGCUGUUGUUUGUGUCUCCCUCGCUUCAUGCGUCUCACUUUCACCCCAGACUCACUGGAGAACCUUUACCAGACCUAUUUUAGAAGGCAGCGGCAUGAGACCCUGCUGGUCUUAGUGGUGUUUGCAGCUCUCUUUGACUGCUACGUGAUUGUGAUGUGUGCAGUGGUCUAUACCAGUGAUAAGCUGGCAUCUGUGGUUGUGGCGUGUGUAGCAUUAGCUGUGAACAUUGUGCUCUACCUACUGUGCCGUUACGGCCUUCUGCCCGAGCGCAUCUCUCGUCGGCUGGUGCCCUAUGCCCUAUGGGUGCUCAUAGAUGCCCAGAUUUUCUGUUAUUUAGGACUGAACUUUGCCCGCUUCCACCAGGCCAGUGACACAGUAGGCUGGCAGGCCUUCUUCAGCUUCUCCUUUUUCUUGACUCUGCCAUUACAACUGACACCUAUUGUGCUCAUCACAGCUGUGUCAUGUGGCGUGCACACGUUGGCGCUGGGCGUCACCAUCGCACAGCAGCAGCAAGAAGACAUCCAAGGAGCUGCUCUUGGGAGACAGCUGUUUGCCAACAUCUUGAUCUACAUAUGUGCAAUUACUGUGGGUCUUAUGUCAUAUUACAUGGCUGAUCGCAAGCACCGCAAGGCGUUUUUAGAGGCCAGGCAGUCUCUUGAGGUGAAGCUGAAUUUAGAGGAACAGAGUCAGCAGCAGCAACGUCUACUGCUGUCCAUUCUGCCCAAGCACAUAGCAGACGAGAUGCUACAAGACAUGAAAAAAGAGGCCAGUCAGAAAGAGAUGCAGCAGUUCAACACUAUGUACAUGUAUCGCCAUGAAAAUGUUAGUAUUCUGUUUGCAGACAUUGUGGGAUUCACCCAGCUUUCUUCUUCCUGUAGUGCACAGGAGCUUGUCAAGCUGCUCAAUGAGUUGUUUGCUCGCUUUGACAAACUGGCUGCUAAAUACCACCAACUAAGGAUAAAGAUCCUCGGAGAUUGCUACUACUGUAUAUGUGGCCUUCCAGAUUAUCGAGAAGACCAUGCAGCCUGCUCAAUAAUGAUGGGAUUGGCCAUGGUGGAAGCUAUUUCCUAUGUUCGAGAAAAGACACAAACAGAUGUUGACAUGCGUGUUGGGGUGCAUUCGGGGACGGUUCUUGGUGGGGUGCUCGGACAGAAGCGCUGGCAGUAUGAUGUCUGGUCUACAGAUGUUACAGUCGCCAACAAAAUGGAGGCUGGAGGUAUACCUGGGCGAGUGCACAUCUCUCACAGCACACUGGAGUGUCUUCAUGGUGAAUUUGAUGUCGAGCCAGGGAACGGGGGCGAUCGCUGUGAAUACCUAAGGGAGAGAAGCAUUGAGACUUACCUAGUUGUUGUUCCCAAAGGACCAGUGAGCAAGAAUGGAAUCAAUGGAGUGAAGCUGUCGGUGACAUCAUCUAAUGGGAACUCUCCUCUGUUAAUCAACACUACAGAAUGUAACGGAAGUGUACACACAGCCUGCACCACCCCUGAAGAACCAGAGGAGCUGGACACACGGGUGGUGAAUCCCUCGUUCCCCAAUCCCCGGCGGCGUCUUCGUUUGCGAGACCUGGCUGAGAGAGUUAUUGAUGCUCAGGAAAAUGAGCAGGAGCUGAAUAAACUCCUGAACGAGGCACUGCUAGAACGAGAGACAGUGCAGGCAUUAAAGGGAAAGUACACUAACCGCCUUUCACUGCGCUUUGUGAACCCUGAGCUGGAGACACGUUUCUCAGUUGAAAAGGAGAAGCAGAGUGGAGCUGCCUUCAGCUGUUCCUGUGUAGUGCUGCUUUUUACAGCAGCAAUUGAAGCACUUAUAGACCCUCUGUUGAUAGCCAACUAUGUGACUCUAGCUGUGGGGGAAGUGCUGCUGCUCAUUCUCACCAUCUGCUCCCUGGCAGCCAUUUUCCCACGGGUAUUUCCUAAGAGACUGGUGUCAUUCUCUACAUGGAUUGAUCACACACGCUGGGCUCGCAACACUUGGGCCAUGGCAGCCAUAUUCAUCCUCACACUGGCUGACAUAAUAGACAUGCUAAGCUGCCAGCCUCCACAGCCUGUUGGGGAUGUUUCUCCAGCCCCAGCUGGACUAGGCGGUUGUCUGGAUAACCCCAAAUAUUACAGUUACAUUGCUGUAUUAGCGCUGAUUGCUACUACCAUGCUGGUGCAGGUUAGCCACAUGGUAAAGCUUACUCUGAUGUUGCUGAUCACAGUAGCCUCGGGAAUUGUAAAUAUUUACAGUUGGAGGGACAUCUUCGACCAGUAUGAUCUAAACCACUAUAAAAAGUACAGAAGAUACCUCGUGCCAUCCAAAUAUACAAUGACAGUGAUGAUCUUCAUUAUGAUGGUCAGCUUCUACUACUUUGCACGGCAUGUGGAGAAACUGGCCACACUGUUCCUGUGGAAAAUUGAGGUACAUGAGCAAAAGGAGAAAGUGUACGAGAUGAGACGCUGGAACGAGGCUCUGGUCACGAACAUGCUCCCAGAACAUGUUGCCCGCCACUUUCUGGGCUCCAAAAAGAGGGAUGAGGAACUUUACAGCCAAUCCUAUGAUGAGAUUGGGGUUAUGUUUGCCUCUAUCCCAAAUUUCUCUGACUUCUACACAGAGGAGAGCAUCAACAAUGGGGGAAUUGAGUGUCUGAGGUUCCUCAAUGAAAUUAUAUCUGACUUUGAUAGUCUCCUGGAUGAGCCUCAGUUUCGUUUUAUAACCAAGAUUAAGACUAUCGGCAGCACUUACAUGGCAGCGUCAGGAGUCACUCCUGACACCAACGCUAAUGGCUACGCUUGCAUGAAGCAAAAGGAGGAAUUGUCGGAUAGGGAGCGCUGGCAGCACUUGGCAGAUCUGGCAGAUUUUGCUUUGGCUAUGAAAGUUACUUUGAUGAACAUUAAUUAUCAGUCCUUUAACAACUUCAUGCUUCGCAUUGGACUCAAUAAAGGUGCUGUUCUUGCUGGGGUAAUAGGGGCUCGCAAGCCUCAUUUUGACAUCUGGGGCAACACUGUUAAUGUGGCUAGUCGCAUGGAGUCUACAGGAGUGAUGGGAAACAUUCAGGUGGUGGAAGACUGCUAUAACAUCCUGAAGGACUAUGGUUUCCGUUUUGUGAGAAGAGGACCGAUCUUUGUCAAGGGGAAGGGGGAAUUGCUCACUUAUUUUUUAAAAGGACGAGAAAAACAGGGUUCCUUCAUCAAUGGCUCUUCUGUCACACUGCCUCAUCAGGUGGUGGACAGCUCUUGACCUACAUGCAUGUAAAACCAACAAAUACAAAACUUCAAGUUAACAAUCACCCACCUGACCUACAUAACAUCUAUAUAAGACUUUUUAAAGGGGGAAUUUCACAGAUUUUCAAAAACCUAUUAUAAUUUGCUUGGUUAAAUUUAAGUCAUGCAGACUAUACAAGAAGAAAGAAAAAAAAUAAUUCCUCAUGUUUGUAAUAGGAACUUGGGAUUGUUGUCUAAACAUAAUACACAAUGAUUCCUAAUAAAUAGCAUCAUGUAAUUCAGAUUUGGGAAGAAAAAAACAACAUUAAGCACAUCAAAUUCAAUCUGCUUUUUCUUUAUUAGCAUUCUUUAGUCUUCCUCAUUGUUCUUGAAUUCUAUUUGUUAGUCUACUGCAAUUCCUCAUCUGCAUUAUAGUUAAAACUGCUUUUAGAUAUUAAAAAAAUAUCCUCCUAUGCUACCAUUUCUGACAGUUAGUAGGUUUAAAGAAAAAUAAAUGAGUGGAAUACUUGAUCUGUUAAUUGUAUUUACUGGCUAUAGCUCCAGGAUAUAGUAACAGCAGAAACAGGCCAAAGCCUUAUCACAAAGCUGUCAUAUGUCCUCAUCAGCCAUAUAUUUUAAUUAUUUUGCAUAACUUCCUCUAAGGAUGGUUAUAGAGACUCUACGCACUUUAAACUACUGGUUCCUAUCACUGCCAUUGUAAAGACUUCUGAGUAAAUAAUGCACAAUCCAUCAAACAAGUCAAUGUACUUCUUGAAGGUUGAAUAUUUGAAGUGUCUGUGAAAUUCCCCUAAAAAUAUAUUGCGUUGCAUUUUAAAAGGAGGAAGAUCACAGAAAUAGAAUGUGAAAAGAGAUUCUCUCUGUUUACUCAGGAGAAAUACAGGGUUAUACUGUACUUGGUUCAUAUAAAUACUGACUAGAUGGAUAGAAGGAAGGAAGAAGAAGUGAAUUUCCAAAAAUAAUUUAUUUGCUAAGUCAGUAAAGCUACUGUUUAAGUACAGCAUAAAGUACAUACAGUAGACUUAAUGACCCUCUGGAUGAAGUCAAGAUUGUACAUGACACGCAGUGCUUUUUACAGUUGGCUUUUAAACUGAUCCUGUAUAGGUUAUUGUUAAAAAAUCAGUUUUAUGUCUAAGAUUCUUUUUUCUUUUUUUUUUUUUUUUUGGUAAUUGAAAACCAAAUUUUAAAGCAUAUAAAGGGAAGCACACCAGCUCUCUCUGCCAUUAUGUGUGUGCAGAUGCAUGCACACAGAAUUGUGUGUGUUCUUGCCUGCUGUUCUGAACAUCUUUUUAUCUACCCCUUUUUAUUUCUCUGAUUUUGAACUUUACAACCCUUUACAGUCAACUCAUUUUUCUACCCAGUUGAAAGUGUUUUAGUGUGCCAUACAAAAAGUGCCAUAACAUAACUAUGUGUCCUGUAUAUAUGCUCCUUCGGGGUGAUUGACGUGUCACUGUGAGCAGGCGAAAUGCAAGUGUGUAUGUACAGUUUGCAUGCACUAGAUGAGAGUGCAGAACGGGUUAAGAGAAUUCUUUUGGCAGUAUUGGAGAUAUCGACACUUCUCAGAUCUCUGAUUAUACUCACCCUCAAAGACUUUCCUAAAAUACUAGAUGAAUGUGCAAUAGUUUAUUCUUUUACAAUUAUUCUUUUCUCCAAUACCCUUUGCAAAAACAUUCUCUACCCAGUAAGUCAUAUUUUUAUAUUGUAUAUGUUUCAUUCAAAAGAGUAUUGUGCAGAUUUUAUCAGGUACAAGACUGAUCAAGUGGUGUGCCUGACAACAGUUUCCUGUUAAUUUAUUGCAGAUAUCAGGGAUAUUGAAUGAGAAACCAUGGACAGAAUUGCAAUUUUUGUUUUUGAAUUGUUGUAAUGGAUUCGGAAGAAAUGUCAUUGGGAUUGUUUUUUUUUCUGGCCUGAUGCAGAAAUUAUGAUUUGAUUAUUAUUUUUUUUUUAUUAUUUCUUUUUUUUGGGUAAUAUACUAGGACAUGGAAAUAAAAUGGCACUUUGAAUGA